Messenger RNA from Telopea speciosissima, 2538 nucleotides. Its product is annotated as G-type lectin S-receptor-like serine/threonine-protein kinase SD3-1. Bases 102 to 2429 code for a protein of 775 amino acids. Gene Ontology annotation, molecular function: protein serine/threonine kinase activity; ATP binding. The transcript is spliced from 2 exons. Lineage: Eukaryota; Viridiplantae; Streptophyta; Magnoliopsida; Proteales; Proteaceae. The record is from RefSeq and is a predicted model, not a curated record. Gene Ontology annotation, biological process: protein phosphorylation; recognition of pollen.
AAAGCCGGAUUUGGGUCCUCGAAACUUUCCUCUAUAUCUUUGCCUUGCCCAGUUGAUCUCCUAACAUUGGCUACCAUUAUCUGCAUCUCUGAGGGAGAGAGAUGCUUGAACGACAGAAAAUUGUCUUUAAUUUGCCUCUACCUCUCUGUUUUGCUCUUGGGUUUCUGUUUUUCUCGGUUGUUUCUUCAGACAUCCCUCUUGGUUCUAAGAUCUCUGUUGCUGUAAACGACUACUGGGUCUCCUCAAAUGGAGAUUUCGCAUUUGGGUUCUUCAACAGCUCUGAUCAGCCUAACCAGUACAGUGCAGGGAUCCUUUUCAAUUCAGACUCUAUUCCUGUGAGCAAACGAACCUUCGUUUGGGUAGUAGCAGGGGCUGAUGGUGCCGUUGGCUGCAAUUCCUAUCUUGAGCUCACCCAAGCUGGAGAUCUGGUUCUGUUUGAUUCGUCGAUGGGAGUCACUGUCUGGACCAGCAACACAAGCCAUUUCUCUGUUGCUUCAGCUGCUCUGCUUGACAAUGGGAACCUUAUCCUUCAGAACAGAGACCAACAAGUCGUUUGGCAAAGCUUCAAGACUCCAUCUGAUACCCUUCUCCCUGGUCAGAAUUUCUCCAUCUCCGAAACUCUCAGAGCUGCAAGCAAGAAUUCCAUCUCCAGUUACUACAGUCUCUCCAUGGAUUCCUCAGGUCAGCUGAGGCUCAGGUGGGAAAGCGCUGUCAUUUACUGGACUGGUGGAAGUGGAACUUCUUCUACUGUGGGCAAUAGAGCUUCCCUCACCUCUAAUGGAGCCCUGCAACUUCUCGACCAAAGGUACAGACCAGUGUGGACAGUUUUUGGAGCAGACCAUAACGAUUCCUCGGUGAGUUUUCGGUUUCUCAGGUUAGAUGUAGAUGGAAAUCUCAGAAUGUAUUCAUGGGUUAAAGCUUCCAGGUCAUGGCUCCCAGUAUGGCAAGCAAUACCUAACCAAUGUGAUGUCUUCGCCACCUGCGGCCUCUGUGGCAUCUGUGUCUUCACUGAAGCAGGAUCCACUAUCUGCAAAUGCCCAUAUGGAUCAAACAAUGAUUCCAAUUCGAAAUGCCUGGCACCCUAUAAGCCGAAAUGUGUAACUGGUAACACCAUGAUCAAGCUUGAACACACUUCCCUCUAUGGCCUCUACCCUCCCAAUGAUUCAAUCACCCACACCAGUUUGGAGCAAUGUAAAACCUCAUGCUUGAAUGAUCCACUCUGCACAUCUGUGACGGUGACAAACGAUGGUACGGCACAAUGCAUAGCAAAGCAGACCAUUUACAUCACAGGCUACUCAUAUCCCUCCCUGAGAUCCAUUUCCUUUGUCAAAAAGUGUUCAGAUGAAGAUCCCAUAGCUGUGUUGCCCCCAAAUACUCCCAAAUCCUCGCCUUCAUCACCACAGUCUUCUCUGUUCAAACGGUCUCGUGGUUACUGCAUUCCUUGUCUGAUCGGAGCAGCAUCAGGCACACUUGGUGCGUUUGUCGUAAUUCAGAUUGGAAUUGGCCUCUGCAUCUUCAUCAGAAGAAGAGCUAUCAAAAAAGCUUCUACUUUAGCUUACAAGGGUCCUCAUUCUCAAGGUUUGAUCGUCUUUUCUUAUACUGAAAUCCAGGAUCUCACAGGGAACUUCAAAAACCGAAUUGGGUCUAAAACGUUUAAGGGUAUGCUUCCAGACAGUAGACCAGUUGCUAUCAAGGAUAUGAGGGCCACCAUUACAGAGAAACAGUUCAGGGGUGUGGUUUCAGUUAUAGGCAAUAUUCACCAUAAAAACCUGGUGAAGCUUGAAGGUUACUGUUGUGAGUCAGGGCACAAAUACUUGGUCUAUGAGUUUGCUAAGAACGGUUCUGUGGAUAAAUGGAUGGAAGAAGCUAAGCCAAGCAAUGGGCUAACAUGGAGUAAGAGAAUGGAGACGUGUUUAGGAGUGGCAAAGGCCAUGGCCUACUUGCACACAGGGUGUAGAGAGUUUGUGAGCCAUGGAAAUCUGAACUGGGAAAAUGUGGUUUUAGAUGAAGAAUUGGUGGUGAAGGUGACUGAAUUCGGGUUAGGGAGGCUAUGUUGUGGCACUAUAGCCAGCACUGGGGCAGCCGGAGAUAUUGGGAGCUUUGGGGAGAUGGUGCUGGUAAUGGUGAGUGGUCAACGAGGGGCUGAGGUUGUCUCUGAGUGGGCAUACAAGGAGUGGGCAGAGGGAAGAGCAGAGGGGGUGGUGGAUGGAAGGAUUGAAGAUGGAGUGAACAGGAAUGAGUUAGAGCGUGCUUUGAGAAUUGCAUUUUGGUGUUUACAACGUGAUGAGCGGAUGAGACCUUCAAUGGGGGAGGUGGUGAUGGUGUUGGAUGGCUCAUCACCCGUUGAUCCUCCACCACCUCCUUUCAUAUGCCACCGGAGAUGGCUGCCGGUGGAAGAAGAGGGCUUAGAAUCAGACCUUGAAACAUAGAACCUGGAGAAGGUAGAAGAUUCUGGUUUUGUUUAUUUUGGAGGCUAACCCAUCUCAGAUGCUUGAAGAUUCAAAUCAGGCUUUGCUUCAAGCUUGAGAGGUCUUUAAA